AUGCGUUUCACAGCAUCAUGGGCGUUGUUGUCGGCACUCCUCAAUUCGGCAAGUGCGAGAUUUGUGAUGUACGCGGAUGAAUGGCAUCCCACUCGUCCAACUAACGCCCAAGAUUGUGCUGGCAUCGAUCAUGUUGUCCUUGCCUUUGCUGUCGGUGGAUGGGGCGACGACGCCGGGUUCAACACCGUCUCCAACUCGGACACCAGCAUUCACAAGUUUGCAAACGAUGUCAACACUAUGCUUAAAAACACCGGUGCUGAUGGCGUGGAUAUCGACUGGGAGUACCCAGGUGGCAACGGUGCUGACUACAAGCAAAUCUCCAACUCAGCCAAAUCCUACCAAGUCGAUGCCUUCCCCAAGCUCCUUGCAGCGACUCGAAAUGCCAUCGGCCCUAAGAAACUUCUCUCGAUUGCUGUACCCGGCAAGAAAGGUGAUAUGAUUGGCUUUACUUCGCAAACAGGCCCUAAGAUAUGGCCCUCGGUCGACUACAUUAACGUCAUGUCCUACGACUUGAUGAACCGCCGUGACAAUGUAACACAGCACCAUACUUCCGUCGCCGGCUCCGAGGACACGAUCAAGAACUACCUCGACAUUGGCGCGCCAGCAUCAAAGAUCAAUCUAGGCUUCGCGUACUACGCUAAGUACUUCACCACCGCCGGCGAUUGCUCUGCCUCUCCUCUCGACUGCCCUAUUGUGCCCGCCGAGGACCCCGUUACGGGAAAGGACUUGCUCACAAGUGGGGCGUGGACAUUUGAGAAACAGCACAUGGCACCCGUGGAUGCAAGCAGUCUGACAGUGAGCUACGAUGGUACAUGCGGGCCUGACAAAGGAACAAAAUGCGCCUCAGGAUGUUGCAGUCAGUAUGGCAACUGCGGCACUUCUCCUGAGCACUGCUCUGGCGCGUGUCAACACGCUUUUGGGACUGGGUGUACCGACGCCGACGUCGCUGGAUCGUGGCAAAACGCCGCCAAAAACGGAGUCACUGACCAGCGGGCUGGCGGGCAGUACUACUUCGACCCCGCCAACCGCCUUUUCUGGACAUGGGACACACCUGAGCUCAUCUCUCGUAAGUUCGAUGAUAUUGUCCGCAAGUACAACCUUGGCGGCGUUAUGGCGUGGAGUCUGGGUGAAGACAGCAAUGACUGGAGCCACGUCAAGCGCAUGGCGAACGAACUGAAAAAGUCGCCAUCGAAGCCGUCAGCGACGUACGCACCGAAGCCGACAAGUAACAGGCCGAAGACGAAGCCGAAGCCGAAGCCUACGACGUACAAGCCUCAGUCUCCCGCAGCACCGACUUACAAGCCCUCUCCUCCCGCUCCGAAAUACCCAACUUCAAACAACAACGACUACCACUCCCUCCCCGGCAACCCAACCCUUGAGUCUAACCCCAACCUGCCCUACGACGUGGUGUGGGUUGAUGGCGUAUCCGACGGCUCUGGAAGCGACUACACGACCGAACCAGGCUCACCAGACGGCUACACUGUGGUACGGGUGGACAAAAACGGCGUACCAGAGACCACGGAAGCACCAGCUGCUCCCACAGCGCAACCACAAUACGCAGCUCAAGCAGCACCUCAGCCUCAGCCAACGUACGACGACGGCUCGUGGAGCCCGGGGAAGUACGACCGCCAGGCAGCCAAGGUCCCAGGGACUACGGAACAAGUGGCGCAUUACGAGCCGCCGGCUGUAGAGAACGAUAAGCCACAGGAGCAAUCCUGCCACCUGCGUAGGGUCAGGAAGAGAGAUUCGAGGGGGAAAAGCGCCAGGAAGAGCGUGUAG
Messenger RNA from Ascochyta rabiei, 1779 nucleotides. Its product is annotated as Chitinase. Gene Ontology annotation, cellular component: extracellular region. The record is from RefSeq and is a predicted model, not a curated record. The coding region runs from base 1 to 1779 and encodes 592 amino acids. The transcript is spliced from 5 exons. Gene Ontology annotation, biological process: chitin catabolic process; carbohydrate metabolic process. Gene Ontology annotation, molecular function: chitinase activity; chitin binding. Lineage: Eukaryota; Fungi; Ascomycota; Dothideomycetes; Pleosporales; Didymellaceae.